AUUUUUUUUCAUGACGUUGAACUAAAAAAAAUUAAAUCCACAAGUGAAAGCAAAAAAGACAAGGGAGAGAGGUCUCUCCCCCUCUCCGUCUCCUUCCCACACACACACAAACAGAUGGUCAUCUUGAGCAGGUCGUGGGUAGCCACCGUGAACCACCACCACCAUGCAAACCCCCACAGCUUCACCACCUCUCCGACCAAACCUGUUUUCUUCCUUACCCAAAAGCCUCACGUCUGCUCGUCUCGAUGCUCUCUAGUUCUCGAGGAAGAUGAAAAGAAGUCACCCGGUCGGAAACAAGACAACAAGUGGCCAUUUUUCGAACCUGCCCCGGACGUCCUUAACCGGGUCUUAUCCAAGUACCUCCAAGACCCGAAAACCCACAAAGUUUCUUCAGAGUUCUACGAGAAAGCUAAAGAGAACUCAGAGCUGAGGACCACCAAGCAUCUCAUCAACCACUUGGUGAGUUCCAAGAACUGGGACUUGCUCGUCUCUCUUUGUGAGGAUCUCAGGGAACACAAAGCCUUGCCUGAUCUUCAUACCUCUUCCCAGCUUAUCAGAAGCUGCAUCAGACAAGGGAAAUUCAGGAUUACGCAUUACUUGCUUAACGUGUUUAGAACAGACAAAACACUGGCGGUUUCUUCAUCUGAUGCAGCGAUGAAAGGGUUUAACAAGUUACAGAUGUAUAGCAGCACGAUCCAAGUGUUUGAUAGGAUGAAACAGCAAGAGGUUGAGCCGAGCCCUGGCUGUUACUGCAGGAUCAUGGAGGCUCAUGAGAGGAUUGGUGAUAGUCAAAAGGUUGUUGAGUUGUUUCAAGAGUUUAAGAGUAAGAGGUUGAGUUUCUUGGCUAAAGAAUCAGGCUCUAUCUACACGGUCUUGUGCUCGUCCCUUGCGAAAUCAGGACGAGCACUCGAAGCUCUGGAGUUCUUGGAGGAGAUGAAAGAUAAAGGCAUUCCUCAGAGUAGUGCAUUGUACUCUACUUUAAUCCGCGCCUUAGCAGAAGCACGCGAGGUUAUGGUGGUGGAGAAGCUGUUCAAAGAGGCAGGUGAGAAGAAGAUGUUGAAGGAUCCGGAGAUGUGUUUGAAGGUUGUGUUGAUGUACGUCAGAGAAGGGAACAUGGAGAGGACUCUAGAGGUCGUGGCCGCGAUGAGGAAGGGAGAGUUAAAGGUAACCGACUGCAUUCUCUGCGCCAUUGUGAAUGGAUUCUGCAAGCAGAGAGGCUUCACAGAAGCGGUCAAGGCUUACGAGUGGCUUACAAAGCAAGAAUGCGAGGCGGGGCAAGUGACUUACGCAAUAACAAUCAACGCAUACUGCCGGCUAGAGGAGCACGACAAGGCCGAGAAGCUGUUCGAAGAGAUGGUGAAUAAAGGGUUCGACAAAUGCGUCGUGGCGUACUCGAACAUAAUCGAUAUGUACGGGAAGACGAGGAGGCUGAGCGAUGCGGUGAAGCUAAUGGCUAAGAUGAAGCAAAGAGGAUGCAGACCCAACAUUUGGAUUUACAACUCAUUGAUCGAUAUGCACGGAAGGGGUAUGGACUUGAGGCGGGUGGAGAAGAUAUGGAAAGAGAUGAAGAGGAUGAAGGUGUUGCCGGAUAAGGUGAGCUACACGAGCAUGAUCAGCGCUUACAACAGAGCGAAAGAGUUCGAGGCGUGUGUGGAGCUUUACCAUGAGUUUAGGAUGAACAGAGGAAAAAUCGAUAGGGCCAUGGCGGGGAUCAUGGUUGGCGUGUUCUCGAAAACCAGCAGGAUCGAUGAGCUGAUGAGGCUGCUGCAGGACAUGAGAGUCGAAAGAACUAGGCUCGACGCCAGGCUGUAUUCCUCUGCUUUGAAUGCUCUCCGCGAUGCUGGUCUUAACUCACAGAUCAGAUGGUUGCAGGAAAGCUUUGACAUAGCACAAACUAGUGCUUCAAGUUCAAGAUAUUCGAAUGUAAAGAACAAAAGAACUUUGCAGGGUUCUUGAGUUGAAAAGGAAACUGUACAAGUCAAGAUUCUUUUGUAAACUAAAUGUAUUAUCUUGCAAAUAGAAGAUUUCAAUCUAAA
Messenger RNA from Brassica rapa (field mustard), 2036 nucleotides. Its product is annotated as pentatricopeptide repeat-containing protein At5g13770, chloroplastic. Gene Ontology annotation, molecular function: protein binding. The record is from RefSeq and is a predicted model, not a curated record. Lineage: Eukaryota; Viridiplantae; Streptophyta; Magnoliopsida; Brassicales; Brassicaceae.